AGGGAAAAAAUAACUACGGUGAAACCCCAUUGUUUACAGCUGCUGGAUUUGCUGAGACAGAAAUAGUGGAGUUUUUAAUCACAUCCAAACCAGAAAAAUGCGUGCAUGAUAAUUGCCGCAUAUUAUCAAUUCACCGCAAGAGAACGGAUGGCCUGUCUAUCCUUAGCGCUGCAAUCAGAGGGCAACACUUUGAAACAGCUUUACUGUUGCUAGAACUGGAUGACUCGCUCCACAAGUUGAAGGACAAAGACGGCGUAACUGCUCUUCAACUUCUAGCCCAAAUGCCAACCGCUUUUGAGAGUGGAUUUCCCAUGGACAUAUGUGAAAGACUCAUCUACUGCUGCCUUCCUGUUAAACGUGACCACAAGGUAAAAUCACAGGUAGAAACUUGGUUGAAGGAAAGAAAGAUGCUGGAGAGGAAACCAAGAGGCGGCAUACUCAAAUAUUUAAAAGUCCCUGAAGGAUGUUGGCUAGAAGGAUUCUGGAACCAGAAAAGAAUGCAUGUAUUUGCUUUGAGGCUCGGCGAAAUCCUAAUAAAGAAAGACGAGUCAUUGAAUAAAGUCAGCAUAACAGAGGAAGGACUGGGUGGGAAAGAAUAUAGAAAAGGGAAAAAACCAGUUCUCUGAGUUCACUAGCAAAGGAAAAGAUACAGUAGAAAUCCAACUUCAUUAUACAACAGAAACUUCUGAAACGAACUCAUCAUUGAAGGGCAA
Populus euphratica (Euphrates poplar) is the source of this 713-nucleotide messenger RNA. RefSeq lists its product as uncharacterized. Bases 282 to 626 code for a protein of 114 amino acids. The transcript is spliced from 4 exons. The record is from RefSeq and is a predicted model, not a curated record. NCBI's taxonomy places the organism in Eukaryota, Viridiplantae, Streptophyta, Magnoliopsida, Malpighiales, Salicaceae.